AUGGCUACCCCAACACCUAUGGGUGUUGAAGGAACGCAAUAUUAUGCGUCUUCUUCUGAAGAUAAAGAACGGAACCCCACCCAUGAGAAAGACGAAAUAACUAACAAAGCUCAAGAUUUUGGUGCAGUUAUAAACCGUAUACUUUAUAAAUUGGAUGCUUUGGUACGUCCUUAUGCUCAUAAGAUCUUUGUGGUUAUUGAACUGCUCUUGAUCGAUGAUUAUUAUUUCGCACGAUGCGUAAACGAUGAGAUUAUAAAUAAACGAAAAAGGCUGAAUCCUAAAGAUAAAGUUCAAGUUGAUGAAAUACGUAACUUGUUGAAUGGUUUCUCUAAAAAACCUGAAACGUUCGUCGGAUUUCUUGUCUCAAAUUUACCAUUAAGUGAUUAUUCGCAUAAAGAAUUAGAUGAUCCAAAAAUUAAGCAUAGGAUCUGUGCUUGCUUUUUUUAUGAAAUUGUUGAUAAGAAACAAAAAAGCUCAAAGAUCGGAUCGAAAAUCUUGACGAUGAAUUCCUUAGAGGAACAAAAAAGCUCAGAUCGGAUCGAAAAUCUUGACGACGAAUUCCUUAGAGAAACAAAAAAGCUCAAAGAUCGGAUCGAAGAUCUUGAAAAAAAAGAUCGAAAACUAACUAAAGAAUUUAAUGAGUAA
Molecule: messenger RNA, 645 nt
Organism: Cetraspora pellucida
Lineage: Eukaryota; Fungi; Glomeromycota; Glomeromycetes; Diversisporales; Gigasporaceae
Source: the annotation of a GenBank genome assembly